UUUCCUCUUCAAUCUCCUCCACCCAACCCAAUCCCCUAAUCUUUUCCCUCUUUUAUUCCAUUUUCCUUCCUCAUUUCCCCCAUUUUCUCUCACCUUCUUCCUCAAUCAUCCAUGGCUGCCGCUGUAACUGCUGCCGUUUCUUUCCCUUCCAAAUCCUCUUCUCUCCCUUCCAGAACUCCUCUGAUUUCCCCCGACAGAAUCUUCCUCAAGAAGGUUCCGGUGUUUUACCAUGGCGGAAGAGCCGCGGUGGGUCCGAUUAGAGCUCAAGUGACUACGGAGGCUCCGGCGAAGGUGGAAAAAGAGUCGAAGAAGCAAGAGGAAGGAAUCGUGGUUAAUAAGUUUAAACCUAAGAGUCCGUACGUCGGACGAUGCCUUUUGAACACCAAAAUCACCGGCGAUGACGCUCCCGGCGAGACUUGGCAUAUGGUAUUCAGUACUGAAGGGGAAGUGCCCUACAAAGAAGGGCAAUCAAUUGGGGUAAUUGCUGAUGGAGAGGACAAGAAUGGGAAGCCUCACAAAUUGAGAUUAUACUCUAUUGCCAGCAGUGCCCUUGGUGACUUUGGUGACUCCAAGACUGUUUCUCUAUGUGUGAAGAGGCUGGUGUACACCAAUGAACAAGGAGAGAUUGUCAAAGGAGUUUGCUCUAACUUCUUAUGUGACCUAAAACCUGGAGCAGAGGUGAAGAUAACAGGACCUGUGGGAAAAGAAAUGCUUAUGCCUAAAGAUCCCAAUGCUACAGUUAUCAUGCUUGCAACUGGAACUGGAAUUGCUCCAUUCAGAUCAUUCUUAUGGAAAAUGUUCUUUGAGAAGCAUGAAGACUACAAGUUCAAUGGUUUGGCAUGGCUCUUCUUGGGUGUCCCAACAAGUAGCUCACUUCUCUACAAAGAGGAAUUUGAAAAAAUGAAAGAAAAGUAUCCCGACAACUUUAAGUUAGACUUUGCAGUUAGUCGAGAGCAAACGAACGAGCAGGGUGAGAAAAUGUACAUUCAAACUAGAAUGGCUCAAUAUGCUGAGGAGCUUUGGGAAUUAUUGAAGAAGGACAAUACCUUUGUCUACAUGUGUGGACUUAAGGGCAUGGAGAAGGGAAUUGAUGACAUUAUGGUCUCUUUGGCUGCUAGAGAUGGUAUUGAUUGGAUGGAAUACAAGAGGCAAUUGAAGAAAUCAGAGCAAUGGAAUGUGGAAGUUUAUUAAUUUUAUAAAAAUAACUUGUACAUUUUGACUUGAAAUAUCCCUCUUCAACCUACCUCAGGCUGCAUUAUUACGUAGAUAUAGGUAAUUUCCUUUUUAAAUUUUUCUGUAUUUUUCUCCUAUUUUAAUUUUCAAUUCUAUUGUUAAUUAUGCCCAUAAAAAAAAAAAAGAAAAAGAAAAAGAAAAACCUCUCUCAUUUAUGAGAAUCAUCCACUAAAGGGAAUACUUCAUUCCAAGUC
Molecule: messenger RNA, 1427 nt
Organism: Benincasa hispida (wax gourd)
Lineage: Eukaryota; Viridiplantae; Streptophyta; Magnoliopsida; Cucurbitales; Cucurbitaceae
Product: ferredoxin--NADP reductase, leaf isozyme, chloroplastic
Molecular function (GO): oxidoreductase activity
Source: RefSeq, a predicted model, not a curated record